AUGGACUCAACCCAAUGUCAAGAGAAUGGAAACAAAGAUGGUAGUGUCAAACGAUUAAAGGCUGAUUGGAAUGAUACAAACUUGGACAUAUUUUUGAAGGCUUGUGUUGCGCAAGUACGCACUGGGAAUAGGCCACAUACUCAUUUUAAUAAACCGGGGUGGGCAAAUUUGAUAGCAGAUUUUAACAGACAAACUGGGUUAUCUUAUGAGUACAAGCAAUUGAAAAAUAAAUGGGAUAUUUUGAGAGGAGAAUGGAGAGCUUGGACAAAACUUUUUGAAAAAGAGACUGGUCUUGGAUGGGACAACACUAGGCAAACAGUUGCAGCAAGUGACGAGUGGUGGGCAGCCAAGAUUAAGGAGUGCCCUGAGGUUGCAAAGUUCAAAAAUAAGGGUCUAAGAAAUUUGUCUGAAAUGGAGAUCCUUUUUAAGGAUUCUGUGGCAACUGGCCAUAAUGCAUGGGCACCAUCUGAGGACCUAAGAGAUGAUGGGGGAAGAGUUGAAGUAAAUAGUACAUUUGAUACACAAAUGACAGAUGAGCAUGACUUUCAGGGUUUAGGAGUUGAAACUGAAGAAUGUGAAGAGAUUGGAGAACCAAGUCAAUCUAGUCAGGGGCCAAAAAGGAAGAGGGGAGGUAAUGAUAAUAGGAGAGGGGGUAUUGAUCACCGAAUCUGCGAGCUGUUUGAUCGUGUAAUUGAAAGCUUGAAUAGUGAUAAUUCUGUUACUGCUGAUAAAACAACUAAUGUCCCUACACUUGCUGAUUGCUUGGACAUGCUUAAAAAAUUGCCGGGAUUGGAGUACGGUAGUGAGACUCACAUACUUGGUAUCUGCUUGAUGAAAUCAAAAACAAAUAGGGAGACUUUUGUUCUAUUGGAUGACCUAGUUCUUCAGCUUAGUUGGAUUAGUAACCACACUAUGGCUGAUGUUUCUCAUCAGUGA
Messenger RNA from Lotus japonicus, 936 nucleotides. Its product is annotated as L10-interacting MYB domain-containing protein-like. Bases 1 to 936 code for a protein of 311 amino acids. The record is from RefSeq and is a predicted model, not a curated record. NCBI's taxonomy places the organism in Eukaryota, Viridiplantae, Streptophyta, Magnoliopsida, Fabales, Fabaceae. The transcript has 2 exons.